GCUCAGAGAUGAACUGUUUGUCAAAUACCAAACAUUUCCGAAAUAAUUAGGCAAACUUUGUGACAGAAUGUUUCUCGUGUAGACGCACCAUAACUUUAAACAUGUUCAAAUCGACAAAUGUUUGUAAAAUGCUGGUGAAAUGCCAAACAAUGUUUGUCAAAUGGCUAAUUAUUUGCCCAAUUAUUUGUCGUGUAGACGCACCAUAACUUUAAACAUGUUCAAAUCGACAAAUGUUUGUGAAAUGCUGGUGAAAUGCCAAACAAUGUUUGUCAAAUGGCUAAUUAUUUGCCGAAUUAUUUGUCGUGUAGACGCACCAUUACUUCUCCCUCGCCAAAAUGCCCAAAAUCAGGGAAUCGGACCACAUUUUUCCUUGAAUUUCCUUCACUUGACAUGCCCUAUAUGAAAAGAGCGAGAAUAUUUAAAGCACAUCCUUAUCAACGGUUCCAAACUACGGGCAUAUUUAAAUAUUCAUACUACUAAAAUGCAUUUUUUAAGCAUUUUUUAAAGACUGCAAGUUGCUAAUUCCUCUUUUGAGGAAGUGUGAUAAAAUAAAACAAAGAUAGUAUUGGAAAAAUGAAUUAACUGAAGUUUCAAGUCUUAGUUAUCUUUUUAUUGGUGAACAUGGAGGACCUUCUGAAUUGGCUCGAAAAUGCUCGGGUUAUAUCCAACUCCGUCAAAGAAAAGAUCACGAACGCAGAGUCACCGCCUCAAAAGCUGCUGGACCAACUCCGGAAUGGUCUUACUCUUGUUCAUUUGGCUCACAGUUUGGACCAGAAUGUGCUCCAGGACUCGAUCAACGUGCGACCCACCACGGAAAUUCUGAAGGAGAAAAAUUUUAAGAAGUUCCUCAAUGCAUGUAAGGCUCAGAAAAUUUCCAUACCCAAGCCUCUGAAGAGCUUCCAAGGGAUGGUAUUACAGAAUUUAGAUCACGUUUUAGAAAUUCUCUUCAAAGUCUCAAAAGAAAUUAGUCGAAUACAUCCCAAAAUCAAACCCUUGGAAUCCAUUCCGAAAAUUGAUCACACGUUGACCAUGCAGCUCUCCCUAUCCGAUGAUAUCCAUGAGAGUCCGUAUACGAGUACUAUGACAAGGACUACUGCUAUUGAGGAUGUGCAUGAAGAUGUCGUUAAGCAAACCAAGAAAGACACGUCAAAAACCCGAGUCGAAAUUGCUUUUGAUUACCUAUUAACCGCCGAAAGCCAGUACAUAAUUCGUCUCGAAGUAUUGGCCAAACUAUCCAAAUAUUUUAUCAACCACGAGGGUCAAGAAUGGUUUUCGGAUCUCACCCAUUGGUCGUCAUUUCUGUACAAUUUCCAUUCGAAGUUUAAAGAGCGACUGGAUCAAAUCACCAUCAACGAUUUUGGCUUAUUAUUUGAGGAGGUCAAGCCCAGUUUCACCUAUUACGGUCCAUUGAUUGUCAGUUGUGAGAAAAUAAAGCACAAGCUAAAAACAAUGAGCCAUCGGUCCUCUGUGGAAUUUCGCAAGGCUUUCGAGGAUGCGCAAAAAAGCCUCAAAAACACAGAAAUUCCUCACCAUAAGAUUAUGUCGCCAGACGAGCUCUUGAAUGUGCCUUUCAUCCACAUUAUGCGAUAUCUUUUGAUGCUCAAGAACUUCGAGAUGAAGCCAAGAAACAGAAGUACUUUUUGAAUGGACUCGCCGAGGCCAUAGACACAAUGCAAGAUAUCAUCAACUUUAUUGAAAUCUACAAAAAUGACACUGAUAACAUGGAAGCCACGCAGUUGGCCGUAAAACCUAUUCGUUUUCCACAAGUUAAAGGAUCAAACACGUCCGGAAGACCCGUCGAUUUUCGCCGUGACUUUGGACGUCUCAUGUUGGAUGCUAAGAUCAAAAUCGCCCAAAACAUCAACGGAAAGUCGCCCAAAAUAAAAUAUGUUAUGGGAUUUGAGUUUGUCAUCUUCAUCUCCAAUAUAUCGUCGGCUUUUUCCUUGCGCGGCAAGGAGUUGUCCCAUGAAAAGGCUAUUUAUACCAAGGAAAUGCGAUCCAUUCAAGAUGACGAGAAAAGUUUGAUUCAAGUUCUUAUGCAACAAGACUCUUUUUCAAUUGUGGAGACAAACCCAUCCAAGCGAUUGAGUAUCAAAUCAUUGCUUGAAAAAAUGUGCCCAAAAGUAUCCAAGGUCCACAAAUGCGGAGGCAAUGUGCAUACGCAAGUUCCUCCUCAAUAUGUCUUGGGAAAGGAUCCGGAUCGAACCAACUCAACCAGCUGGUUGGCGUUUUGCCAAAGCCCAGAUUGUAAGAGAUUGCUACCUGGCCGAAUCACCAUUGGUGUCAAAUGUUGCAAUUGUAAACAACUUUACAUGAGCAUUGCUUUUAUGAAGGCUUCUAUCAGUCCCCAAAUCCUUCCGACGAGAUUGAGUUAAUCCAUUGAAAUUCGUUGCAGCAAAUGGGCCAUCUAGCAAUGAACUUUGCAAAGAAACAGCUACGGGAUUGAGUUCUGGAAAUAAUCACUAGAUGACAGUCCCCCAAGGGUCAACGAUCAAAUUCAGAUAAGAAUCAUUCAGGAGCUUGUGGGACCACAGAAUUAUCAGUUUUAAAAAAGAUGCAAUUGGAAAACUAGUGAUUGUUUGUGCUGGGGGACCCAUAUUACAUUUUCAACUCAUUUUGAGUUAACUGCAUUGAUUUUGGCAAAAAAUAAACCUUCUAGAUUGCUUACUGUAAUAUGGAUAUACAUAGUGAUGAGUAGACUUGAACGAAAAUUAUGUAUUUCGUAUGUUGAGCAGAAAUUCGAGAGGGUUUCACAAACCGGUUUUCUUCUCACUGCC
Tigriopus californicus is the source of this 2777-nucleotide messenger RNA. RefSeq lists its product as uncharacterized. The record is from RefSeq and is a predicted model, not a curated record. Bases 622 to 1644 code for a protein of 340 amino acids. Gene Ontology annotation, molecular function: protein binding. Lineage: Eukaryota; Metazoa; Arthropoda; Copepoda; Harpacticoida; Harpacticidae. The transcript is spliced from 2 exons.